Molecule: messenger RNA, 2734 nt
Organism: Myxocyprinus asiaticus (Chinese sucker)
Lineage: Eukaryota; Metazoa; Chordata; Actinopteri; Cypriniformes; Catostomidae
Product: glutaminase kidney isoform, mitochondrial-like
Exons: 18
Coding region: 637-2451 (604 amino acids)
Biological process (GO): L-glutamine catabolic process
Molecular function (GO): glutaminase activity; protein binding
Source: RefSeq, a predicted model, not a curated record
AUGUUCCCUUUGACCAAGAAAACAUGAAAAAAAUUAUGUAUAUGCCCCAUGACCUCAAUUAUGUACUUAAUAGUUUGAGUUAUUUACACUUAAAAUCUUAAGUCUAUGGAUUUUUAAGAAAAAUAAGUUCAAGGAACAUAGAUAUUUGAGUUAUGAACCCAACACUUGACAUUUAGACAACUUGAUUUUUCCAGUAAUGACACCAUUAGGGUUUUACGAUGCAGGGAAUGUUGUACUGCGACAUCGCGAUUUAACACCACACAUAUCAUUACAUUACACUUCCUUAAAAUAGCACUCCAUUAAUACAAAAUAGCACGUUUGGUGCCUCUUAAUUUUGAACCCUGUUAAUACUACUUAAUGAAUCUAUUUAGUCUCUUAUAAAUAUUACACUUAAACCUCACACAAAGUGUUGUCUCAAACCCAUGACAUGACAGUUGUGACAGUGAAAGUUUAAAUACCCAGUGACACACUGAACUUGAAAUUUCAACAUCACUGUUGGCAAAGUGUCUCAGGCGCUCAUCAGAUUCCAAGCGCACCUGUUCACACGACUCUGUGGACCGUAAUCUGCGACACGGAUUUGUUUCAUUCCCGUUUUUCCUCUCCAAACCUUAAGUCUAUUUCUCCAAGACACUGGAAAUGUUCUUUAGCAGGACCCUACGUCUGUCUAAUGUUGGACUUGUCGAAUUACUCACAAAAGACUUCGUAAAGAGUAGCGCAGUUUAUCCGAAAGACAGAGUCUCGAGGACGUCGUUCAGUGUAUCAUCACGGAUUCACGUUGCGAGUUGCGAGUUUAUCGCACCUACAGCCACAGAUCCCAGAAAUAUGAAAAACAGAGAUCUGUUCUCUGGACUGGAGGACAUGCUUUUCUACACAAUAACUGAAGGAGCAGAGAAAGUUCCUGUAUCUCAUUUCAUUUCUGCUUUGAGAAGCACUGGGCUUCUGACCUCUGACCCUAGACUGCACGACUGCAUGGAGAAGAUUCGUCAAGCCCUCCGGGAAUCGGCCGGUGAAGUCAUGAUGGAUCGCGAGCUGUUCCAAAAGUGUGUGGGUGGCAACAUUGUUCUACUAAGUCUCGCUUUCAGGAGGAAGUUUAUCAUUCCUGAAUUUGAAGCAUUUGUGAGAAUCAUCGACCAAAUUUACCUAAGAUCAAAGCAGCAAAACAACGGGCAGGUUGCAAAAUACAUUCCCCAUCUUACCAAGUUUAGUCCUGAUCUUUGGGCCGUCUCUCUCUGCACAGUGGAUGGUCAAAGGCACUCAGUUGGAGACACAAAGGUGCCGUUUUGCUUGCAGUCGUGUGUGAAGCCGCUGGAAUAUGCCAUCGCUGUGCACGAACACGGUACGGAACAGGUGCACCGUUAUGUGGGAAAGGAGCCGAGCGGAUUCACAUUCAACAAACUUUCUCUGGGCGAGGACGAUAAACCUCACAACCCCAUGGUCAACGCUGGAGCGAUUGUCAUCAGUUCACUUAUUAAGCCUGGUGCCAAAAAGGCAGAGAAGUUUGACUAUGUGAUGGAAUUUGUGAAGAAAAUGACAGGCAGCGAGUAUGUGGGUUUCAGUAACGCAACGUUCCAGUCGGAGAAGGAAACAGGAGACAGAAACUUUGCCAUAGGAUACUACCUAAAAGAAAAAAAGUGUUUUCCUGCUGGAGCUGAAAUGAUAGAUGCACUGGACUUUUACUUCCAGCUGUGCUCCAUAGAAGUCACCUGCGAGUCUGGCAGUGUGAUGGCCGCUACACUGGCUAACGGAGGCAUCUGUCCAAUCACAGGAAUGACGGUUUUGAGCGCAGAGGCCGUACGGAACACGCUCAGUAUGAUGCACUCCUGCGGGAUGUAUGACUACUCGGGACAGUUUGCUUUCCAUGUGGGGUUACCUGCUAAGUCAGGUGUGUCCGGUGCCGUGCUGCUGGUGGUGCCAAAUGUGAUGGGUGUCAUGUGUUGGUCGCCCCCUCUGGACAAAGUCGGAAACAGCGUCCGCGGAAUCAGCUUUUGCCAGGAACUGGUUUCUUUGUUCAACUUCCACAAUUAUGACAAUCUACGGCACUUUGUAAAGAAGCAGGACCCUCGUAGACAGUCUGGGGAUGACAGGAACAAGUCUGUGGUGAAUCUGAUGUUUGCAGCCCACAGUGGUGAUGUCUCUGCCCUGAGGAGGUUUGCUCUCUCAUCCAUGAAUAUGGAGCUGAAGGACUACGACUCUCGUACACCUCUCCAUGUAGCUGCUGCAGAGGGUCACAUGGAUGUUGUGGUAUUUCUGACACGGGUCUGCAGUGUCAACCCUUUUGUAAAAGACCGGUGGGGAAACAUACCUCGGGAUGACGCCAUGCAGUUCGGACACACAGAAGUGGUGAAAAUCUUGCAGGAAUAUGAACAGAACUGCUGUCAAAUAACCUCUAAGACUGAUGCAGACAACCUCAACUGCCAAUCCAAAUUAUCUUCUCUGGAGGGAAGAGUUUAAUCUGCUAUACGUUUCACAGAUUUACAUUUUUAAGAUUCCUUAGGACUGAAGAUCAAGCCAUGAGAUAUGUAUUAAGAAUAAGGGCACUUAUAUGGAAUGGAGAGAAAAGUGGUCACUGUGUUUUUUAUUUCGAUGUAAAUAUGAAAUGUUUGUAAACAAUUUGUAUUAUAUAGGUGUUUCAGCUUGACAGCAUUACCCUUAUUGAAAAUCUGGAUGACUUGGUUAUAUAGUAUAAAAAGAAUGUACAGUAUUUUGUGAUUAAUAAAGUCUAUUCUAAGACCUU